Messenger RNA from Exophiala mesophila, 1865 nucleotides. RefSeq lists its product as uncharacterized. Lineage: Eukaryota; Fungi; Ascomycota; Eurotiomycetes; Chaetothyriales; Herpotrichiellaceae. Bases 698 to 1318 code for a protein of 206 amino acids. The transcript is spliced from 3 exons. The record is from RefSeq and is a predicted model, not a curated record.
GCCCUGUACUCCUUACAUUGAAGAUGAGGAAUCUACGAGUUCUAAAAUGCUUAAGCAUGAUAUUUUACCCGUCAUCGACGAGGUUCCUUCGGCUUUCUUUGACUUUCUCGUGGUACUGGAUCCGCACUUUUGGUAGUUCCGAAAGCCAUGUUAGGACCCGUUUGGUGCCUCGUCUCCGUCCACUUGAUAUGUCUUCCAAUGACUCGCUCCAUCCUGGCUGCGACCAGUUGCUGAAACGAUGGUGACCUAGAUUUCGACAAAACGGCCUCAUCAACAGCGAGAGGUUGAUUUUUCUCUCCCAGUAAAGAUCUCUCAUCCGCUGUCCUCUGCUUCAGACAGGACGCGAAUGGAAACGCUUCCGCGCUGCCCACAGAAUAGCGCUCAAUCUCUUAAUUUCACUCUAUGCACAAAUCCGGGACAUGGCCAGAUUGCGAGGGCCAAUGCGGCAAGAACAUGUGGACAUUGAGGUAAACGUCGAGCAGCCUUUUCGGGUCCCCUUUGUUCUCUUAGGCUCCGAUUCGGGCUCCUAUGUAGAGAAGAGAUAAAUGAGAUCCUAUUCUGAUCCCCCUUACUUCUGCUUUUGUUCCCCCCAUAUUGUUGAUUGCAAUAUAAUGUAACUAGUUUACUGUACAGUGUCGGAGCAUAAUAUUCUCAACGAGACUGAGAAUUGGCUCGAACCGCUGUCGGCUUUCCGGGAAUGCCCGCUCGUCGGAAUAAUGAAGACCGCGCAAGAUGGAGAAGCAAAUGCCGUUGUAUGUUAUCAAACCAUCUCGAACAAAAGCUAGGAUUGCAUAUAGAGCCGUCACAAGUUCGCCUGGUUCCAACGAGCAACGAUCCAUACCGUUGGAAAUAUCCUCCACGUCUUCAAAAACUAUUUACUAAAAAUAUGAGCGAUCAGUCAAUUGGGGUCUAUAAGAUUCUAUGCCGGGAGAUCGAAGUUAAAAAGUCUAUCAUAGCAGUAGCACAAGAUGAAUCUGGAGGGCUUGACGAAGGGGCAACGAGCGAUGAUGAACGCCCACGGUCGUCAGAACCAGAGCUCGGACCACUUCUCACAACUGAGCAAUUGCAAAUUGAAAACCAAAAGCUCUCCAAAGAGGUGCUAUUAUUGCACGAUCAGGCCACACACGCUCAAGAGGAAGCAGAUCGAAAGGAUCGAGAGAUCGAACAACUUCGACAGGAAAUACAGAAGUCGACAUCGACAAGAGACUAUUUUCAAGCCUAUUUACAGAGAUGUUCACAACAAGUCGAAAACGCAUCGAAGCUACUCGAGUCAUUAAACCGCGAACUGAGAUGCGACAUCGCUGUCAUUCUUAGUUAAUCUAACUACGACUGACCACGCUCUCGAGGACGGUACUCAUACUGAGAAUUUCUCUUGAAUUUCGAUUCAAUACCCGCUGAACACUCGGAUGAUCGCUGAAGACAUAUUUGCGUUUUGGGAGAUGGGACCCCAAUAUGUACAAUUGGACCGGGAAUUUGCAGGUUGCUUUACAAUGUCGGGACGUCUCCAAGAGAUCAAGAAUUUACACAAUAUAGGUCAAGGACUUUCCAGAAGAAGGGAGGGUGUCGAGCCAACGUAGUUGGGGCAUUAUUGAGUCUAGGUUGAGUGUAAAUUCUGCAGAUCCACAGCUUGGUGUUGAGCAGCGUGAAGAUAAUUUGGAACGUGACGCAGAAUCGAAGAGGCAGAGGCGCGCUCGAGCACUGGGCGAGCGACAGAGAGUGGGUGCCAGUGCACUUCUGAGGACGGCUUGGCGGGUUCUGAAGCGUGCACUGAGCGGCCCAAGCACCUAGCGUAGGGAUCACCUUCGGAAGGGCCCAACUUCCGGGGACAUGUUUGCAGAACCGAUAUUCACAUGCAAAUCACGUGC